GUCAGUUCAUGAAAUGUUGUCUUCUUCUUUUUCAGGAUACGGUUACGUGGUUCGCUAGUCGUGUCAUUUGCUUUAAUUGACAACAAGAAGUCACGAUCUACAUUUGUAGGCCUACGGCCGGGUUACAAAAUGGAUGAACUUAUGGAGCCAUUCUACCUCCAACACAGCAGUUGGAUGAAACGACCACACCUACAAACAGUACCUUUGCUUGUUACAUUUCUGCUGUGUAUCGUCACAACAACUUGGGGAGAUGAUUUGAACAAUGUCGGCGGUGAUAUAGCGGAAAAAGUAUUGAAUGAAGUUUUGGGUGACAAUGAUGUGAAGUUAUUGGAUACUGACAACAAGUCGUAUGGAGACGGUGUUCCGUGCUGGAAGACAGAAACCUUUACCACACAAGGCCCUUGCCUGGCCUGUGACAAAAUAGCUAUGCAAUAUGCGAGUUACUGCUGUGGUGAAACGGGAUUCCGUCAACUUGUUCAAUGUCAAGCAUCUAAUUUUAGAAUUUAUAAAAGUUGUCCCAAGACCAAGUGGGCCUUGGAGAAGAGUUUCUGGACAUUUGAGGGAAUUAUUCUAGCGAUAUGGAUCGUGUCUUUCCUCGUUGUUUCCCUUCGGAGGCGGUUCUUGGAUUGGGAGGCUCUUCAAAGAGUAAGAAAACAAAUCGCAAACUCUGUCUGAUAGAUCGAUCAGACCAAGAGACUAAGAAAUACUAUAAUUUGAACUAACUACAAGUAGCCGACUCAAAUUGAAGGGAUUUCUUCAAAGAGUUAGGAAACAAAUAGCAAACUCUGUCUGAUAGACAACAAAUAAAGGAGAGCGUUAGUGGACUAAGACAACCUACUUUAUGAACUACAAGUAGCUGAUUCGAAUUGAAGGGAUGGAUCGAGCCUGAACAUCUGAAGUCACACUUUGAGGCUCGUGAGUAGCGCCAGAUACCACCAGCCUUGAGCAUCUGGCGGGAUCCUGCCAGAUUAACCUUUGACCUUGCAUCCCCACACGUUACAAACAUUGUACACACGCAGCAGAUAAUGCAUGCAUGCAUUUCAAAUAUUUAGAUUUUGGAAAAUUUGUGAAAUAUAAAUUAAACAUAUUUUGUUUCAUGACAAGUUCUAAAAUGGAUUAUUUUCUCAGGGUGAAUCCGAAUUUCAAUAACUAAAACACACGUAUGCAAGUCUGGAAUUUCAUCUACAGGCGGCCAAGGCCAAAAUAGGAAAAAUUCCCAUAGGAAAAUCUCAACUUCUGUGGGAGGCUUUGGCCUCAGUACAGAAACAAGUUAGUGGGGGCUCACUUAAAUACCCAGCCGUCGAUUUCACAAAACUCUUCCCAACUUAAGACUAAUCUUAGGACUUAGGACGAGUCCCAACCCUGC
This is a messenger RNA of Asterias rubens (European starfish), 1366 nucleotides long. RefSeq names its product protein JTB-like. Gene Ontology annotation, biological process: mitotic cytokinesis. Gene Ontology annotation, cellular component: cytoplasm; spindle; midbody. The coding region runs from base 130 to 675 and encodes 181 amino acids. NCBI's taxonomy places the organism in Eukaryota, Metazoa, Echinodermata, Asteroidea, Forcipulatida, Asteriidae. The record is from RefSeq and is a predicted model, not a curated record. The transcript has 5 exons.